CCUCCAGCAUCCUCCUGCUUGUAUCUGGUAGCAUCUCUACCUCCCCGUUAUCCUUUCCUCUCUCCUCCUCCUCCCUCCCUGUCAUCUCUCGCCUCCCUGCACCCUCCCUCCCUCCCUCCUUCCUUUCAUGAGAACCUCUUUCGGUUGCCUACCUAGCCUCAGUCUCCGACUCUCCUCCCUCCAGUCCCCUCACCUGGGUGUGUGCUCAGGCUCGCUCCGCUCUCCCGCUGGCUCGCUACAAGGAUGUCAUGGAGAUGAUGAGCUUAUUUGGUGUUCUUCAGUGUGGAGGGCAGAGCCGGGCUGUGCAGGGAGGCAGGCCGGAGCCCUCGCACUGAUCGGAAUAUGGGGACCCCAAGGAGGACUUCUGACUGAACACCAUGGAAGCUAGGAAUGGGCAGCACUCCCAGGCCAGCCAUAUGAUGGUGGAUGGAGAAGCCAGCAUGGCCAGAGAAGAGGUGACAGCGGUGCCCAGCAUCCAGAGCCCAGGACCUGCUCAGCAUCCUCCUUCCUCUGGACUCGGGCAGAAGAUUCCCACUCCUGGAGUCAGUCAGUACCCUUCGACCUUCAUUCCAGGUCCUUUCAGUGCCGGACAUGGCCAGAAAACACCUGUCAUCAGGCCUCCGCUCACAGAACCCAACGCCCCCUCCCCUGCUGCCCCCCAGCACUUUUCAGGUUCAGGACAGGCUACAACUACCCUUGCCCCUUCCGAUAGCCAUGUGUCCCCCAGAACAAACCAAUCUUCUGUCCCAGGAACAUGCCAGACUCCUUUUCCUGAACCCAACCAACAGGCUGGUGCCCCGUUGUAUGGCAAGACUCCAUCUAGAAUGUCUCCGGUUCCUACGGCUACCCUGCUUCCUUCCACCACACCUGUGCAGCCUCGUCCCCCAGGAGCAAUGCAAUCCUCUGCCAGACCACUCUUACCGCCUUCUGUCCCGGGACCUGCUACAAGACCCAUGCAGCCUCCAACCCUGGAACCAUCGCCACCCUUUACCCCAGGACCCCUACAGUCCAAUUCCCCCAGACCGAUGCAGCCAAUGGUCACUGGACCUGUGCAACCUGCAGGGACUGUCUCUCUGGGACACAUACCUUCGGGGUCCAGUCUUCAGCCUUCAGCCUUUGGACCUGCACAAGGUACCUUUCAGCCUCUGUCCACGAAUCCCGCGCAGCCUCCAAUUAGUGCCACUAAACAGUCACAGAUUUCUGGUGGAGCAACCAUACCGAUUCCAAAACAGACUGCAAUUCCCAGACCCAACCAUACGUCAGCCUUUUUCAAGCCUGUUUCUGGAAUACAGCAGCCUCCCCCAUUAAGACCCACUCAGCCUCCUGUCCCUGGAGCAGCUCAGCAUCCUAACUUUGGACCCGGUCAGCCUCCUGUACCAUCCACAAUGGGAGGACCUACCCAGUCAUUUAGUCCAGGUCCUUGCCAGUCUUCUUCCCCGACUCCUGCUUCUCAUCAGCCUUCUAUACCUACACAAAGCCAACUUCCUUCUACAGGGACCAAGCAAACUUCUUCCCUGGCCUCCAACCAGCCUUCUUUUACGGGACCAAAUCAAACUUCUGCCCUGGCCUCCAACCAGCCUUCUUUUACGGGACCCAACCAAACUUCUGUGCUGGCCUCCAACCAGCCUUCUUUUAUGGGACACAAGCAAACUUCUGCCCUGGCCUCCAACCAGUCUUCUUUUACGGGACCAAACCAAACUUCUGCCCUGGCCUCCAACCAGCCUUCUUUUACGGGAUCCAACCAAACUUCUGCCCUGGCCUCCAACCAGCCUUCUUUUACGGGACCAAACCAAACUUCUGCCCUGGCCUCCAACCAGCCUUCUUUUACGGGACCCAACCAGACUUCUGCUCUGGCCUCCAACCAGCCUUCUUUUACGGGAUCCAACCAAACUUCUGCCAUGGCCUCCAACCAGCCAUCUUUUACGGGACCCAACCAAACUUCUGCCCAUUCGCCCAACCCAUCUCCUGCUCCGGGAGGUUCUACAGUACUCAACCAAACUUCUGCCCAUGGAUCCAGUCAAAGUUUUGCUAAAGGGUCAAGCCAAACAGUUUCUCCUUCCCCCAACCAAACCUCUGCCCCAUCACCAAACCAACCUUCAGUUUCUGGAUCCAACCAAUCUGUUUCCCCUACUCCCAGUCAGACAGCUGCUGCCUCUCCCAACCAGCCGGUUAUGGGGCCUAACCAAACUCAGACCUCAGGAAAUGGUCAGCAACCAGGCACUUGUCAGCCCAAUGUUCCCGGGUCCAGCCAAACACCAGCUUCUGGGCCCCGCCAGCCCUCAGUCACAGGCCUCAGCCAGACAUCUUCAGGACUCAACCAAACUCCAGGACUUGCCGAAUGCCAAUCUCCGGGUUCGGGCCUCAGCCAGUCAUCAACGCCCGGGGUGAGCAACCUGGUUUCCAAGUCUGAGGUCCCAGAGCAGAUGGAGUCGGAAGUGUCGAGCACCUUCAUGCAGCGACAGUUUGGGGCCCUUCUGCAGCCGGCCGUCAACAAGUUCUCUCUGCGAAUGUUCGGGAGUCACAAGGCGGUGGAGAUCGAACAGCAAAGGGUUAAAUCUGCCGGCUCCUGGAUCAUCCACCCCUACAGUGACUUUAGGUUUUAUUGGGAUCUCAUCAUGCUCCUCCUUAUGGUCGGGAAUCUGAUUAUUCUGCCGGUGGGGAUCACCUUCUUCAAGGAUGAAAACACCCCACCCUGGAUCGUCUUCAAUGUCCUCUCCGACACUUUUUUCCUGGUUGACCUCGUUCUAAAUUUCCGGACAGGGAUUGUGGUUGAGGACAACACGGAGAUUAUUCUGGAUCCACACACCAUCAAGAUGAAGUACCUGAAGAGCUGGUUCCUGGUGGACUUUGUCUCUUCCAUCCCUGUGGACUACAUUUUCCUCAUCGUGGAUCUGGAGACCCGAGUAGACUCCGAGGUGUACAAGACAGCCAGGGCCUUACGAAUAGUCAGGUUUACAAAAAUUCUUAGUCUCCUCCGACUACUUCGACUCUCCCGGCUCAUCCGAUAUAUCCACCAAUGGGAAGAGAUCUUCCACAUGACAUAUGACCUGGCCAGCGCGGUGGUUCGAAUCUUCAACCUGAUCGGGAUGAUGUUGUUGUUGUGUCACUGGGACGGCUGCCUUCAGUUUCUGGUUCCGAUGCUCCAGGACUUCCCGGAGGACUGCUGGGUCUACAUCAGCAAGAUGGUGAACGAGUCCUGGGGCAAGCAGUACUCCCACGCCAUCUUUAAGGCAAUGAGCCACAUGCUCUGCAUCGGCUAUGGCCAGCAGGCCCCCGAGGGAAUGACCGAUGUUUGGCUGACCAUGCUUAGUAUGAUAGUGGGGGCCACCUGUUACGCUAUGUUUAUCGGCCAUGCUACAGCCCUCAUCCAGUCGCUGGACUCAUCUCGCCGGCAAUAUCAGGAGAAGUAUAAACAGGUGGAGCAGUACAUGUCCUUCCACAAGCUGCCCCCGGAUACCCGCCAGAGAAUCCACGAGUAUUACGAGCACCGAUACCAAGGCAAGAUGUUCGAUGAGGAGAACAUCCUCGGGGAACUUAGCGAACCUCUUAAUGAGGAAAUCGUUAACUUUAACUGCCGGAACCUCGUCGCCAACAUGCCUCUUUUCGCCAACGCCGACCCCAACUUUGUGACCGCCAUGUUGACCAAGCUCCGCUUUGAAGUGUUCCAGCCCGCAGAUUACAUUAUUCGUGAGGGAACGGUGGGGAAGAAGAUGUAUUUUAUCCAGCAUGGGGUGGUGAGCAUCCUAACUCGGGGCAGCAAGGAGACCAAACUCUCCGACGGCUCAUACUUUGGUGAGAUCUGCCUCCUGACUCGCGGACGCAGGACGGCCAGUGUGCGCGCUGACACCUACUGCCGCCUCUACUCCCUCUCUGUGGACAACUUUAACGAAGUCCUGGAAGAAUACCCAAUGAUGAGGCGGGCGUUUGAGACGGUCGCCAUGGACCGACUGGAUAGGAUUGGUAAGAAGAACUCCAUCCUGCUCCGUAAACGUGCAGAGAACAGCACAGGCUCGGUGAAUAAUGAGAUCAUUCAGCAAAUUGUGAAGCAUGAUCAAGACAUGGCCCAUAACAUCCAGGAUCUGCAGAAACUGGGGACGAUACGGAAUCCUGGACACAAUAAGACUCUCAUCUGGGAGCCCCUGGUUCAUGCCCCUCUGCAGACUGCCGCAGCCACCACAAAUGUGGCCAUUGCUCUCACUCAUCAGAACCUUCAGGCACAUGUCUUCUUGCCCCCAUCAUCUUUACCUGAGACUGCAUAUGCCAGCCGUCAGGCCCGAAGGUCUCAACCCAACAUUGGACUGUCCAGACCUUCGUCUGUAAGUUCUCCAUCUGGUGCCCAGUCCCAUUUGCAAACUCCAGUUGGCAUCUCCCCUUCCUCUUCAAGUGGCCUCCAAAAACAGGGUGCGGGGGUUCCUCCCUCCCAGUUUUUCCAGAUACAGAGAGUGGAGCCUGCUUCCCUUGCAAAACCGCUUAUGAAUUCACAAGUGCAACUUUCCCGGUCACGUGGAAAUUCAGCGUCCACCUCUGUUUUGCAGCAAUCAGCAGGGCCUGUGAGCUCUCAGGCAGUGACAGGACCUCUUUCUGGCAGGACUCUGCACUACAGUCUGUCCAGAGCGAGUGGUUCUCACAUUUCCCUGCUUAUGCAACAAGCGACCAGCUCCCCUCAACAGCUCGUCAAACACCGGAGCAUACAAGGAUUUCCCAUCGGGAGACUGUCGCAGGAUGUCCGUCUCCUAUCUGCCUCUCAGCCUUCACUGCCCAACAGGGUAGCCCAGCAGCAGCAGCAGGACACUGCAGCCUCUCCACAAGCUGCUGACUCUCCAGGAUCCAUUAGUAAUAAAUGCUCUCCUUCUGUGUCUGUAACGCUUGUUAAACCUCCGACUCACACAACCCAGGUGCCUACAGGGUCCCUCACUUUGUCCGCAUCUUCAGUCAGCGGCUCGGUCACUCCACAGUCUCCUGUGUCUUCAGCUCGACCUGGGCCAUCUCGGAAGGGAUCAGUGGUAUUCAGCUCUGAGGUGGACGUUGCUAAACCCAAGUUCCCCUCAAACAUGUAACGAAUGAAUGAAUGGCCUGAGAAAUGGAAAACUCUUUCCAGGACCACAAUAAAAUCCAAAACGCCUUCUGAUCCACACACAGCAUUUGCAAGCGCAAUCCAUGAACAAGAUGUAGUCUAAUGUGGUUGUUUCUACCAACACUGCCUUUCUCGAGUUCCAUCGUGUCUCCCAGACACCACCUGUCCCAAGCAAAAGCUCAACAACUGGCCCAUUUUCUUUGGACGCGGAGUGUGCUCUUUCUUAAAUGUAGUCACCAGGUUGUCACUGCUUAGAGGGUAACCAAGCCUUACUCAUCGUGCAUAUGAUACUCAAGAAGAAAAUCUUUACAUAGAAGUUUCUGGACAAUCCAUUCGACAAAUGAGCAUUCCAUUCUGAAUCCUCUUGCUUUGACUACAUACUUGUGGCUUGUUACAGAUAAGCAGAUAAUUAGCAGAGACUUUAGACUACUUUCAAGAAAGAUCUUAUAGUGAGGUGUCUACUGGAUUCUCUAUACACCCUCCAGUUGAUGUUCCUAAAAAAAAGAAGUUAUAAGUAAGGCGCAGCGGUCCAACUGCAGUCAGGAGGUGGGCAACCGGGAUGACCAAGGAACAAUGCAAGGUGGAUGGAGUACGUGUUGAGUAGACAUAAGGCCCCCUGUCCACAUGUACUGUGCUUGACUUCUUUAUUCCCUCGCUGACUCCGCUAUUCCUAAAUCUCAGUUUCUCUGUGUUUCUCCCAAGUUCCUAAGUACUUCCAUGGAUCUUCUAGGCUCCCCACUUCUCCUGGCCUCUUCCAGGUUAUUAUCGUUCCUGUGUUUCUUCAAGAGACACAAAUUCCAUGAGGUUUCUUCUUGCGUCUCCAGGUGUCUAAUGUCUACUCUAAACUUUCUAGAGUCACAAAUUCCAUGAGGUCUCUUCUUGGGUCUCCAGGUGUCUAAUGUCUGCCCUAAACUUUCUAGAGUCACAAAUUCUACGAGGUCUCUUCUUGGGUCUCCAGUUUUCUAAUAUCUACACCAGACUUUGUAUUCUCUUAGCUGCUAUCCUGGAAUAUCCACAAUACUACUGAUUGUGUGGAAUGGAUCCUUUUGCACGCUAAUGAUGUUCCUAAUCUCAUGAGCACCGAUAUUAACAUAUUUCCUAUUUUCCGGACCACCCCAGCUGGUAGCAGGUUCAAAUACUGAAUGUGCCAUCUGAUAGGAUAGUGAAUUGGCAAAUUUUAAAGUUUACAUACAGCUAUUAAAUUAACGCAUUACUCUCCAAAACAUUAAUUUUUCCAUCCCAUCCCUCCUUGUCCCCCAGGAACAUCUUGGGACUCUAACUUGUCCUAUCUUUGCUUUGCCAAGGUUCUGUAAAGUAUAUUUUGGUAUUUCCUCGUCGUCAAUUAGCAAAUUUCUAUCACCUACUUGCAGAUAUAUUAUAUGGUUCUCGCUCAUCCAAUUUGUGUAAACUGCCUUCGUAGGAUGCCAAACACCACUGAUGAUUUUGCCAUUCUAAUUAUUCUGUUAUCUGUAGUCAUCUGCAUGAUCCUCUUAUGUAGACUUCUGUGUGAGUGGAAAAGUUAUGUUCCUCAGUAAUGGAACUUUCUGUUGUAUGAAGAUUUCCACACCUUUUUCUUCCCUAAAUUUCUGCAGAUAGUGCUUCUUAGGCUGUUCUAUUGGAAUCCUGAAGCUCUGUUGCAAAUCCGACCUUGCAUAGCUGUUCCUAGGACCAAGCUAUCUACCAAUGCCCAAUGUUGUAAACCUUUCCUAGUUCCUCACCAGUUUAAAAGCUAUGCGGCCUUUUAAAAACUGUUUUGACCUUUGUGACCUCUCUAUAACAAGAUGUCUGUCCUGAGGUGUGUGGCCUCCCACCUUCUUCUCUACUCAAUUCCAAGUUGUGUGGCUUCCUGCCUUCCGCUCUACUCAAUCCCGAGGUGUGUUGCCUCCCUGCUUCUGCUCUACUCAAUCCCAAGAUGUGUGGCCUCCCUGCUUCUGCUCUACCCAAUCCCAAGGGGUGUGGCCUCCCUGCUUCUGCUCUACCCAAUUCUGAGGUGUGUGGCUUCCCAACUUCUUUUCUCCCCAAUCCGAGG
This is a messenger RNA of Rana temporaria (common frog), 7103 nucleotides long. RefSeq names its product hyperpolarization activated cyclic nucleotide gated potassium channel 3 (gene HCN3). The transcript is spliced from 8 exons. Gene Ontology annotation, molecular function: voltage-gated potassium channel activity. Lineage: Eukaryota; Metazoa; Chordata; Amphibia; Anura; Ranidae. The record is from RefSeq and is a predicted model, not a curated record. Gene Ontology annotation, biological process: potassium ion transport; transmembrane transport. Gene Ontology annotation, cellular component: membrane. Bases 378 to 5057 code for a protein of 1559 amino acids.